Molecule: messenger RNA, 1437 nt
Organism: Leptinotarsa decemlineata (Colorado potato beetle)
Lineage: Eukaryota; Metazoa; Arthropoda; Insecta; Coleoptera; Chrysomelidae
Gene: sinu
Product: claudin family member sinuous
Biological process (GO): septate junction assembly; regulation of tube size, open tracheal system
Cellular component (GO): septate junction; membrane
Source: RefSeq, a predicted model, not a curated record
GCACUGACCAUCGCAUCUCAAAGAAAGCGACUUACUGAGGUGAAUCAAAUAAACUUGCAGGUGUGGUCAAGCGUUCAACCGUCGUCGUUGUCGUGCGCAGUUCAUAGAGCCAGAAGUUCGGAACAGAACAGAAAAUGAUUCUGUAACUUCAAACACUUAGUUGAAUGUUUACUAAAACUGAAUUUGUGCUGCAAUAAAUGCGAACGGAAAUCUCAGAAGUUCCCUGUAAUUAGUUCAAGCAAAGGCGUAGGUGACUGACUCAAUGGGUGACUACCAAGAAGACAAGCCAAAGAAGCGGUCUUUAGCUGGUAAUGUAGCUAUUGGGCUUUUCGUGGUGGCUUUCGUAACGAUAACAGUGGCGUUUUGCACCCCUAGCUGGCUGGUGUCGGACUACAGAAUAACCGGCGCUAAACUCGAUCGCUUCGGACUAUGGGUCCAUUGUUUCCGUUCUUUGCAAAAUCCAUACACCAAAGAUGGAUUCUUCGUCGGAUGCCGGUGGUUGUACGACCCUUUCACGACGGGCUACGACAAAAUACGAGGCUACCUGAUGCCAGACUUCAUAAUCGUCACCCAAAUCUUCUUCACGUUGUGCUUCAUCUCCGUCCUAUUGGGUGCCAUCAUAACGCUGAUCUACUUCCUCUGUUUUGGGCCUGACCAGAAGCAGUUCCUUCUGCUCAUCAAAUUGAACGCCUUCAUUCUGCUGGCAGGAGGCAUCUCGGGGGCCAUCGCGGUCAUAGUUUUCGCUUCGCUGGCCAACCAGAACAGGUGGAUGCCUGGACACGAGAACAACUUUUUUGGGUGGUCCUUCGCAUUGGCUUGCAUAGGGGUGGUGCUGGUUCUAGUCACUUCUACGCUCUUUUUUGUCGACUUGCACGUGCAAAAGAGGAAGCGGAGGUUGUUGGCAGAGUCUCAGAGCAGGUUCGAGAUGGAGCCUGAGCACAAGGGGUGGUGAGGAGAUUAUGAAAGGCAUCCGUGUGUGUUUGGUUUGUUGCUUAUUUUUUAAUGAGAGAGAGCAGACAUUCUUAGACAAGAUGUAUUAUUUUUCAUUCCAAAACAUUUGUAAAAUGUUGCUAUUUUGAUAGUUUUUUUAUUAUAACACAGUCCGUCCAUUUUAUAAAUUAUUUAGAAAUAGUUUUAAGUUAAUAAGAAGGCAGUUGCACUUUGAAGAGCAUGGAUCUUUACAUAAACUUUUAAAUGCCAUGUCAGAAGUGUUUUUGAUUUUUCGUGUUUAACCAAUAUGUAUGUAAAUCUAUAUUUUAUUAAAAUCUGAGACACUGCCACUAUGAGCUGUUGAUCUUAAGUUAAGUGCCUUUAUAGUAUACGAGUAUUCAUGUCAUAAUUUACUCUGAUGUAUUUUAGAAAAUUUCUCGAAUGUUUGGAUUUUAUGUUAUGAUGCUUGUAAAGCUGUUAUGUUAAUAAAAUGUUGACGAUACUUUA